AUAUCUUAAAAACGUAAAGAGGUGAGAUUCUAUUGGCAGCAUUCUUGCUAUGCUCGGAUCCACUCAUAGGUCAUUUGGGUAAGUGUAGUGAACGUAUAUAUCGUAUGAGGAGGAAACAAGACUUGGGUAUAGAUUGAUAUCCAUUCAUUGGAAAAAGAAAGGCAGGGUUGAUGGCAGCCAUGGACAUAUGCAAAUUACAGACAUUUAGUACUUCAACUGUGUAUUUUUCCAUUCCUCCAUUUCAUUCUAAUUUCUCCACAAGGCCAUGUAGGCAAAAGAUUUUUCCCUGGAAGAGGCAUCAAUGCACAAUAUCUUCAAAACCCAUUUCUGUUUGCAGAACAUCUGCCGCUGGCUGUAGGGGGCUUAUGAAAGGCUUGAUGGUGACUUGCAAGGCUAGUAGUGUUGGCGAGAGCGAGUUUGAAGAGAAGGUGGUGAAUUCAGAGCUUCCUGUGCUCGUUGACUUUGUGGCAGACUGGUGUGGCCCUUGCAAAUUGGUGGCACCAAUUAUUGAUUGGGCUUCUGAGGAGUAUUCCGGAAAAUUAAAAGUCUUCAAAAUUGACCAUGAUGCUAAUCCUCAACUUGUGGAGAAAUUCAAAGUCUAUGGCUUACCUACUUUAAUACUGUUUAAAGAUGGAAAAGAAGUUUUAGGAAGUCGAAGGGAAGGGGCCAUUACAAAGGAUAAACUUAAGGCAUAUCUGGACCAAUUAUUGGAGUCAGUGGCAACAUUGUAAAAUGCCUCAUAAUCAGUAGUAUGCAAAUCAUCAUUUAUGAGGAGAAAUUUAUUUCUUGUACUUUUAGUUAUUGUUUGAAAAAAAUGACGGUGAAAACACUGGAUUUAUUCCAUGUUCAAUCUGUUAUCCUUCUCGAUGAGGUAUCUCUUUCUUGUACUCUAGUCAUAUCAGAGAGAGAAAAGAUGAAGUGAUGGAUAUUUUUCUUGGUAAUGCUGUCUAGUAUGACAGUAAAAAAGUUUUCUGAGUCUCUAAUGAAGAAUUCUUUAUCAUUUCAUUUGGAGAAUUAGAGUACACAGCAGUUCAAUGCAUAAGUCAAAUCUCAUUUAGGAUUGUUUGACAAAUUUUCUUGAUAAAGAAAACUGGGAAUGGCUACUGAAGCAGUUCUCCAUUUUCAUUUCUCAGACAUGUAACAAAUUGAAGAAAAGCAACAGACAUGAAUGUAUCAUAUAAGGGGAAACAUUUUGCUGCAAAAUUCACAGGCAUCCUCAGCUAGGCUUGAGAUCAAGUUUGCAUUUUAUCUUGGAAAUUAAUCCAAUCCCGUAGUAUUUUGCAUGCCUGUAAUUUGACACUUCCGUGUCAAGGAUGCUGCAUUAUUUUGCUCACAUUUACAUCUAUUUUCCUCGCUCAAUUGACAGAUAUCUUUCAAAACCAUCUAUGAAAAUAAAUUCCUUGCUGAA
Messenger RNA from Cryptomeria japonica (Japanese cedar), 1408 nucleotides. Its product is annotated as thioredoxin X, chloroplastic. Gene Ontology annotation, cellular component: cytoplasm. NCBI's taxonomy places the organism in Eukaryota, Viridiplantae, Streptophyta, Pinopsida, Cupressales, Cupressaceae. The record is from RefSeq and is a predicted model, not a curated record. The coding region runs from base 171 to 731 and encodes 186 amino acids. Gene Ontology annotation, molecular function: oxidoreductase activity, acting on a sulfur group of donors, disulfide as acceptor; protein-disulfide reductase activity. The transcript is spliced from 2 exons.